UCUCAUUUCCCUCCUAAUCUUAGUAUACACACGCACCCACUCCUCUCUUGCAAUCCUCCAUUAGCGAUUUUACAAAAGUUCUUCAAAACCCUAGCAUCGAAAAACAAUGGCAUCGACAUCAGCUAAUCGAGGCAAUUCAAGAAUCACAACUGCAGCUACUACUUUAUACUCCGACAACCAAUCCCUCAUCGCUGAAAUCCGGAAAGCUCUGUCAGUGAUAAGGGCACUUGCCGUGGAUUUUGAGAAGGGGAAUAAGCCCGAAAAGGUGAAGGAAUUGGAAGAAGCCAUGCUUGACUUGCUGGCUACAUCCAACGAUUGCACACAUUUCUCGUCAGCAAUUGAGUCUGUUGGAAAUAAUUACCAACCUAAAGAUGAGUUGACGGAUUUUAAGAAGCUUUUGGAGGAUGAGGUUGCAAAUAUGAAGCAGGAUUCACCUUCAGUUCCGCAAAACCAUCCUUUAUACCGGCAAUUCAAGGAAGCCAUUUGGAAUGUUCAUCAUGCUGGUCAACCAAUGCCUGGUGAAGAGCAGGAGGACAUUGUAAUGACCAGCACUGAGAGCAGCCUUCUAAACAUCACAUGCCCAUUAAGCGGAAAGCCUGUUAUUGAACUAGAAGAUCCAGUACGCAGUAUGGAUUGCAAGCAUAUUUACGACAAGAAGGCAGUAGUGCACUACAUGAAAUCCAAGAAUUCGAGCAUUCAGUGCCCUGUUGCAGGCUGCCCCAAGAAGUUAGCAGCUGGGAGAGUGGUGUGCGACCCGUUGUUGCAUAUUGAAAUUGAGGAGAUGCGUUCAAGGAGUACUCAAAUCAUACAGGCUACUAUUGUUGAAGAUUUCACUGAGCUCGAUGAAGGUGAAAACUGAUGCAGGCUGCUUGGGGGAGAGACCUAUAAUCUGUACAGUACUGCAGCAAUGCAGAAACUCUAGUGGGUACGGUAUGCAUAUAUGGAUAUCCAUAUGCAUGUAGAUAUGGGUAUCCAUUCAUAACACGUGAUUUUUGUUUAGGUGCUUUCUUUAGGGCUCCCCAGUCUAGUAGUCCAUGACUGUCGAAAUGAAUUCAGUCUGCUGAUUGGGCCAUGUGUGCCAAUGAUAGGAACUGUUCAAGAGGUGGGUCCUACUGUGAAUAGGCUAUGGGAAAAAGCAUGGAUUGGAUUUUGUUAGAGGGAUUAUACAAUGCUCAGGAUGGGGAUUGUAUGGUACUUUUGGGUUUCAGUUUGUAAAAGUGGCACCCGUGGUUUGGCGGUUUGAAACAUCGAUAUAGUAGGAAUCACCUUAGACAGCCCAUGCACAGGAACAAUCCCCCAGAUUGAAUAUUUGCUGUUGCUGUAUCUUCUUUGGAAACAGUGUAUUUUGUUGUCUGCCUGUUGGAGGGGUUUAUGAUUUUUCCA
Messenger RNA from Magnolia sinica, 1383 nucleotides. Its product is annotated as E3 SUMO-protein ligase MMS21. Gene Ontology annotation, biological process: double-strand break repair via homologous recombination; protein sumoylation. The record is from RefSeq and is a predicted model, not a curated record. The coding region runs from base 107 to 859 and encodes 250 amino acids. Gene Ontology annotation, cellular component: Smc5-Smc6 complex; nucleus. The transcript has 7 exons. Gene Ontology annotation, molecular function: SUMO ligase activity; zinc ion binding. NCBI's taxonomy places the organism in Eukaryota, Viridiplantae, Streptophyta, Magnoliopsida, Magnoliales, Magnoliaceae.